Molecule: messenger RNA, 8150 nt
Organism: Humulus lupulus (European hop)
Lineage: Eukaryota; Viridiplantae; Streptophyta; Magnoliopsida; Rosales; Cannabaceae
Product: histone-lysine N-methyltransferase ATXR3
Exons: 20
Coding region: 516-7661 (2381 amino acids)
Molecular function (GO): protein binding
Source: RefSeq, a predicted model, not a curated record
GUUUCGACUUCCAGACCGGGAACAGAACGAGAGAGCGAAACCAAAAAAAAAAAAAGAAAAGAUAUUAGAGCAGAGUGCGUGAGAGAGAAAGAGGAAAAGUUGAGAGAGUUGGAGAGAGAGAUUAUAUAUCUGGAAAGGGAAAAUCUUGAUUUCCCACCAUUAAUUUCUUGAGGUUUCUUGAUCUGUUUACGCGAAAUCUAUUUCUUUCGCAUGUUUUUGGGUUCGCAGCUGGAUUUGCACGCCGAUCUCUUCGUUUAGUUCUUCAAUUUUUCUCAGUAAUUUCCUCUGUCUAGGGUUUUUGUCGAUUUUGUAUUUUUAUGGGGACGUGACUUUGAUUUGCUGAGCUUCUCGCUUCUGAAGUUUUGUGUUUGUUCGUGUAUGAAAUAGGUUUUGAAUUGGAGCGGAGGAUUCAAGAGGGAUAGAGUGUCAAGCGAUUCGCAGCAUGAGCAUCGAUAGCCCCGGCGAAGAAGAGAAUUAGGGUUUUCAAAUUCGCGAAGAGUUGGGUUGUGAUUUCCAUGGGCGAUGGAGGCGUGGCAUGCAUGUCUUUGCAGCAAAACAACAUCAUGGAUAGGUUUGCGAUUCCGGAGAAGACUGUGCUUUGCGGAAGCAAGAACGCUAAUAACAAUGGCUUCAGUUCCAAGUCGCUCAAAAAGAAGAGAAUGAAGGCAAAAAAAGAGGAUAUUGCUCGGAACGGGGAGUCUGAGAAAGGUGAAGUGGUAUUGAAUAAAGGUGGUAAGAGUAGUUUUGUCAAGGAAGUUGAGAAUGGUGACAGUGAGGAUAAGAAAGAUGAGGUAGAGGAGGGUGAAUUGGGUACUUUAAAGUGGCCCAAGGGGGAAGCGGAAAAUGGGGAAUUUGUGCCAGAAAAGUUUCGUAGAAGUGAAAUUGAGAAGGGGGAGAUAGUUGAUGAGAAGUGGAGGAAAAGUGAGUUGGAGACUGGGGAGUUCAUCCCAGGGAAGUGGCGAAGAGGGGAUGUGGAGAAGGGAGAGAUAGUUCCAGAUAAGAACAGGAAAGUUGACGUUGAAUUUUCGUCGUGGAGGGCACCAAGGGAUGAAAUUGAGAAAGGAGAGUUCAUUCCGGAUAGAUGGCACAAAGGUGAAUUGCCCAGAGAUGACUACGGUUAUGGUAAAAUGCGCAGGUACGAUCCAGGUAAGGACAAAGUAUGGAAAUUUGAACGUGAGCGCACCCCGCCUUCUGGGAAGCAUUUAAAUUUUGGUGAUGAUUCUUUUAGAAGGAAGGACUUUAAUAGAAGCGGGAAUCAGCAUGGCAAGAGUACCACUCCCAGGUGGGAAUGUGGCCAGGACAGGAAUAUAAGGAUCAGCUCAAAAAUUGUUGACGAUGAAAGUUAUAAAAAAGAAUGCAGCAAUGGUAAGAAUUAUGGGAGAGACUACUCUUCUGGGAAUCGGUUGAAGCGUUAUGGUGUUGAACCAGAUAUUUGUGAACGUAAACAUUACGGAGAUUAUGGGGAUUAUGCUGGUUCAAAAAGUCGGAGACUUGGUGAUGACAGCACUCGUGCUGUCCCUGCAGAACAUUAUUCACGUCAUUCUGUGGAAAGGUCAUAUAGAAAUUCUUCUUCUUCUUCCAGAAUCUCAACUGACAAGUACUCCGCUAGGCAUUAUGAUUCUACAUUGCCGGCCAGAGCUGUCCCUGUUUUUGACAGGCAUGGACGAAGUCCAGGUCAUUUGGAGCGCUCCCCACGUGACCGGAGCCGUUAUUAUGAUCACCGGGACAGGAGUCCUGCUCGUCGAGAGAGGUCACCGUAUGGUCGGGAGCGGUCUCCAUAUGGUCGUGAGAGAUCCCCUUAUGAUCGGAAUCGUCAGUAUGAUUACAAAAAUCAGAGUCUUUCCCCACAAGAUCGAUCUCGACACCAUGACCGCAGGGAUCGAACUCCAAACUUUAUGGAGAGGUCCCCGCAUGAUCGGAGCAGGCAGAAUAACCAUAGAGAAAUGGUUAGAAAAAGUGGACCAAGUGACAAGCGCAACUCUCAGUAUGGUAAUAAAGGGCAAGAAGAUAAACCAGUCCAGAAAGAACCUGUUGUGAAAGACUCCCAUUCCUCAGUUAAGGAAUCUCAAGAUAAAAGUAACAAUGCGCUCAAUAUUAGUGGUAGUGCGUCUACGGAGGCAAAUGCCAAAUGCGAAGCUCAUAAAGAGGAGUCACAAAGUCCAAUUAUAAAUUGCCAAGAAAGUUCUCAUAUAGUUGGAGUUUCUCAGGAAGAGAUGCCUUCGAUGGAAGAAGAUAUGGAUAUCUGUGAUACACCGCCACAUGUCUCAGUCGUUUCUGACGUAUCUACUGGGAAAUGGUUUUACCUUGAUUAUAAUGGUGUUGAACAUGGACCUUCAAAAUUACGUGACCUUAAGGCACUUGUGGAAGAAGGGGCUCUGCUGUCCGAUCACAUGGUAAAGCAUAUAGAUGGUGAUAGGUGGGUAACAGUUGAAAAUGCUGUCUCACCGUUGGUUACUGUGAAUUUCACAUCCAUUAUGUCGGAUUCUAUAACUCAGUUGGUGAGCCCUCCUGAAGCCCCGGGUAAUUUAUUAGUUGAUACUGGAGAUGCUGGGCAAUAUGGUUGUCAGAAUACUGAAGAAGGAACAGAUGAUAAUGAAGCACUAUCUGAGCUUCUUCAAGAUCUCCGCAUAGAUGAAAGGGUUGGGGCUCUAUUUGAUGGCUUUGCAGUUAUUCCUGGAAAAGAAUUGGAAGCUGUCGGAGAAGUUCUGCAAAUGACUUUUGAGCAUGCGCUGUGGGAGGAUUGGGGAAAAUCUGAAGGUUUCUUUUUGCAUGCUGGUCAGAUCAGUGAACGGGAUGAACAGAGAAACGAUGUACCAUCAAUACAUUCUGAUAUCCAAUUACUAGAAGGUCCAGAACCUAGGUGCAUUGUACCCUUAGACAAGGAAUAUGGUUUUGAUUGUGGUGACUCUGGUGAUUGGUUUUCUGGUAGAUGGUCAUGCAAGGGUGGUGAUUGGAAGAGGAAUGAUGAAGCUGCCCAAGAUAGAUCUAAUAGGAAGAAACUCGUUCUUAAUGAUGGUUUCCCACUAUGCCUUAUGGCCAAGUCUGGGUAUGAGGACCCUCGAUGGCAUCGGAAAGAUGACCUGUAUUAUCCUUCCCAGGGAAGAAGGCUUGAUUUACCACUUUGGGCCUUUUCAACCCCAGAUGAGAGCAGGACCACACAAAGUAAGCCUCCUAUAAUUAGAGGAGUAAAAGGAACUAUGCUACCGGUCAUUAGGAUAAAUACAUGCGUGGUUAAAGACCAUGGUUCUUUUGUUUCUGAGCCUCGCAAUAAAGUUCGAGUUAAGGAUCGAUAUCCUUCAAGGUCUGCUCGGUCAUCUGUAAGUAGUGAUGGCAAAAGAUCUUCGGCAGAAGGUGAUAUUCAAUCAAAAAGUGCUAGUGAUCAAGGUUUUCAGGGCUCUUGGAGAAGCAUUUCAUCAAUUAAUACUCCACAGGAUCGUAUUUGCACAGUUGAUGACUUACAGUUGCAUUUGGGUGAAUGGUACUAUCUUGAUGGUGCUGGGCAUCAGCGAGGACCUUCAUCAUUUUCAGAGCUUCAGGCUUUGGCAGAUCAAGGAAGUAUCCAAAAACAUAGCAGUGUUUUCCGUAAGUUUGAUAGAAUCUGGGUUCCAGUUACCCAUUCUUCUGAGACUUCUGAACAGAUAGUCAAGGGUCAACUGGGGAACACUACAACAUCUGGUGAUUCUCUAGAACCUUCUUCACAAUUUCCGGGUACUCCACAUGGCGAACCUAAUGCAAAGCCUGAUAUGUUUCACAACCUGCAUCCUCAAUUUAUUGGUUAUACCCGUGGAAAGCUACAUGAAUUAGUGAUGAAAUCAUACAAGAGCCGGGAGUUUGCUGCAGCUAUUAAUGAAGUUCUAGACCCAUGGAUUAAUGCAAAACAGCCCAAAAAAGAGAUGGAGAAGCAUGUUAAUUGGAAAGCAGUAGGCGAUGCACGUGCCAUCAAAAGAGCCCGUCUUUUGGUUGAUGACAGUGAGGGAGACAAUGAAAUGGAAGACGAUGAACAGACUCUUUUAAAAACUGAAUCUACAUUCGAGGAUCUGUGUGGUGAUGCUUCUUUCUGCAGGGAGGAGAGCGUAGGUUCUGACUCUCAAACGGGAGAUUGGGGUUCACUGGAUGGUCAUGUGCUGGCAAGGGUCUUUCAUUUUCUGAGAGCUGACCUGAAAUCCCUUGUAUUUGCUUCUUUGAGUUGUAAGCACUGGAGAGCUGCUGCCAGGUUUUACAGGGAUAUUUCAAGACAUAUUGACUUGUCAUCAUUAGGUCCCAACUGCACUGACUCCAUCUUCCUUAACAUCAUGAGUAAUUAUAGCAAAGAUAAGGUCAAUUCUAUGGUUUUGGUUGGUUGCAUCAACAUCACCUCCAGUACGCUUGAAGAGAUUCUUUGUUCAUUUUCUUGUUUGUCUACAAUAGACACCAGAGGCUGCAAUCAGUUUAGUGAUCUAACUCUAAAAUUUAAUAAUGUUAAUUGGAUCAAGAGCCGGAACUUGCGUGGUACAUUGAACUUUGAGGAUUCACAUUCUAAAGUUAGGAGUUUGAAACAGCUAACUGAGAAAUCUUCAUCAGUUUCUAAAGUGAAGGGUCUGUAUGGUAAUAUGGAUGAUUUUGGUGAACUUAAAGAGUAUUUUGAUAGUGUCAAUAAGAGAGACUCAGCAAAUCAAGCUUUCCGACGGAGUUUAUAUAAACGUUCAAAACUCUUUGAUGCUAGGAGAUCUUCAUCUAUUUUGUCAAGGGAUGCUCGUACAAGGCGAUGGGCUAUUAAGAAGUCUGAAAAUGGGUAUAAGAGGAUGGAGGAAUUUCUUGCUUCAAGUCUGAAGGACAUAAUGAAGGAGAAUACCUAUGAUUUCUUUGUACCCAAGGUUGCUGAAAUUCAGGAGAAAAUGAGAAAGGGCUAUUACAUUGGCCGCGGAUUGAGCUCUGUUAAAGAAGAUAUCAGCCGAAUAUGUCGUGAUGCAAUAAAAGCAAAGAAUCGGGUUGAUGCUGGAAACAUGAAUUACAUCAUCACAUUAUUUAUUCAACUCGCCACACGUUUGGAUGGGGGCUCCAAGUCUUCUAAUGAAAGAGAUGAUGGGUUCAAGCUGUCUGAAGAUGAUUCAUUUUCAUCACUCUCUUCAACUUCCAAGUACAAAAAGAAGCUUAAUAAAGUAAGUGAAAGGAAGUACUUCAAUAGGAGCAAUGGCUUCUUCUCAUUGAAUGGGGGUUUGGAUUGUGGAGAGGAUGCGUCCGAUCGGGAAAUCAGAAGGAGACUAUCCAAACUGAAUAAAAAAUCGUUGGAUUCAGAAAGUGAAACUUCUGAUGAUCCUGACAGGUCUUCUGAAUAUAGCAAGAGUGGGAGUGAGAGUUCCAUCUCUGAUACUGAAAGUGACAGAUCAGGAAGUCGUACUUGGCAGUCAAGAUCUGAUGGAUAUUUUACACCUGAUGAGGGUCUGGAUACUACUACUGAAGAUCGUGAAUGGGGUGCUCGCAUGACAAAAGCAAGUUUGGUCCCUCCUGUUACUAGGAAAUAUGAAGUCAUUGAACAGUAUGUAAUAGUAGCAGAUGAAGAUGAUGUGAAGAGGAAGAUGCAGGUAUCUUUGCCGGAUGAUUAUGUCGAGAAGCUUAGUGCACAGAAGAAUGGAACCGAGGAGUCAGAUAUGGAGCUUCCUGAAGUCAAAGACUACAAGCCAAGAAAACAGCUUGGGGGUGAGGUUUUAGAACAAGAAGUUUAUGGAAUUGACCCCUACACCCACAAUCUUUUACUUGAUUCUAUGCCAGACGAGUUGGAUUGGCCUCUUCUGGAUAAACAUUUGUUCAUUGAGGAAGUUCUCCUUUGCACUCUGAAUAAGCAAGUUAGGCACUUUACUGGGACAGGAAAUACUCCUAUGAUAUAUCCGCUGCAGCCAGUUAUAAAGGAAAUUCAGGCAUCGGCUGAGGAGGAUGGAGAUUUUCGAACUGUGAGAAUGUGUCAAGGUGUCUUAAAGGCCAUAAGUAGUCGCGUUGAUGACAAAUAUGUUGCUUAUAGAAAGGGGCUUGGAGUUGUUUGCAACAAAGAAGACGGCUUUGGGGAAGAUGAUUUUGUUGUGGAGUUUCUGGGAGAGGUCUAUCCUGUUUGGAAAUGGUUCGAAAAGCAAGAUGGGAUUCGAUCCCUGCAGAAAAAUAAUCAGGAGGCUCCAGAAUUUUACAACAUAUAUCUUGAGAGGCCUAAGGGGGAUGCAGAUGGGUAUGAUUUAGUUGUUGUUGAUGCCAUGCAUAAGGCUAACUAUGCCAGCCGAAUUUGUCAUUCCUGUCGGCCAAACUGUGAGGCAAAGGUCACUGCAGUAGAUGGUCAUUAUCAGAUAGGAAUAUAUACUGUUCGUAAAAUAGGCCAUGGUGAGGAGAUCACAUUCGAUUAUAACUCUGUUACUGAGAGCAAGGAAGAGUAUGAAGCAUCUGUUUGCUUAUGUGGCAGCCAAGUUUGCCGAGGCAGCUAUUUGAAUUUGACUGGUGAAGGGGCAUUUCAAAAGGUCCUCAAGGAUUGGCAUGGAGUUCUAGAUCGUCAUCAGUUGAUGUUAGAAGCUUGCGAAGCUAAUUCCGUCUCUGAAGAGGAUUAUCUUGACCUGGGAAGGGCUGGUUUGGGCAGUUGUUUGCUUGGUGGGUUGCCAGAUUGGCUGAUUGCAUAUUCAGCUCGCCUGGUGAGAUUUAUAAACUUUGAAAGAACGAAGCUCCCAGAAGAGAUUCUAAAGCAUAAUUUGGAGGAAAAAAGGAAAUACUUUUCAGAGAUUUGUCUGGAGGUCGAGAAAAGUGAUGCUGAAGUUCAGGCUGAGGGUGUGUACAACCAAAGGCUUCAAAAUUUGGCAGUUACUCUCGACAAGGUGAGGUAUGUUAUGAGAUGUGUUUUUGGUGACCCAAAGAAAGCUCCACCUCCACUAGAGAGGUUGAGUCCAGAAGCAGCUGUUUCCUUCCUCUGGAAGGGGGAAGGUUCACUUGUUGAAGAACUCCUUGAAGGUUUGGCUCCUCACAUGGAUGGAGAAAAGCUUGAUGAUCUGAAGUCUAAGGUUCAUGUUCAUGAUCCAUUAGGUUCGGAAGACAUCGAGAGAGAUCUUAAAAGGUCUUUGUUAUGGUUGAGAGAUGAGGUCAGGAAUCUUCCAUGUACAUACAAGUCUCGGCAUGAUGCUGCCGCUGACUUGAUCCAUAUAUAUGCUUAUACAAAGUGCUUUUUCAGAAUACGGGAAUACAAAACUGUAACUUCUCCACCAGUAUAUAUUAGUCCGCUUGACUUGGGUCCCAAGUACAAAGAUAAACUGGGAACAGGUUUUCAGGAGUAUUGCAAGACAUAUGGGGAGAAUUAUUGUUUAGGGCAGCUGAUUUUUUGGUACAACCAGACUAAUGCCGAUCCAGAUUGUACCCUUGCUAGAGUGAGUAGGGGUUGCUUGUCCUUACCCGACGUUGGUUCUUUCUAUGCCAAGAUUCAGAAGCCUUCUCGGCAGCGUGUUUAUGGCCCUAGGACUCUGCGAUUUAUGCUGUCAAGGAUGGAGAAGCAGCCGCAGAGACCUUGGCCCAAGGACAGAAUAUGGUCGUUCAAGAGCACCCCGAAGAUUCUCGGCAGCCCUAUGCUAGAUGCUGUUUUAAGUAAUUCUCAAUUGGAUAGGGAUAUGGUUCAAUGGUUAAAACACAGACCUGCCAUAUUUCAGGCGAUGUGGGAUCGAUGAACUUUUGCAGGCAGUAGUAGGAACAGGAAGCAGUGUCACUGGUGAAAACCAGGUUAAUUGUUUUGGAAUGAUCUCUUAGAUUUUUUAGUUAACAGCGGCCCCUUUUGAUGGUGGGCAAAUAUCAUUCCGAAGCGCCAUUCGUUGUGCUACUUACUCAUUAUUCUGUACAGUUUUCAUUUUUGUAAUUUGUAAUUUGUAAUUGGUUAUCUAGUAGUUAGAGCAUUUGUUUUCCCAAUUCUAAUUUAAGAAAAUGUGAAAGGAAAUGAGGAAAUAUCUUUGGCCUUUCUUCAAUUCUGCUGCUCUCUACUCCAAAUAUAUGCUUAGCUUAAUCAUCUGUGUAUAUAACGUGUGAUUAAUUUAGCAGCAGUAACAUUUUUUUUGUCUCUCUUUUUUUUGGGCAAAAUGAAGCCUAUGCAUAUAAUUUGGGGAUAUUUAAUCUUGUAACACAAUUAACAUAUUAAUCAAAUGGGCUACCGAUGCCUUUGCUAC